AUGGUACAGAGGCCCAACCAUCGCCGGGGACCCGUCCGCCCUGUGAAUACGCUCUCUUCGCCACAGAAACCGAAGUUCCCUCCUUCGCCCACCAAGAAGAUCGCCAACAACAACAAACACCUCUCCCAAGAUUCCUAUCACGUAUAUACAACCACUUCUCUGCACCAGAACCUCUUCCCUGGCAAAACCCCUACUACUCCCACCAACGCCCACUGGGAGCGGAGUUCGACGUCUUCUCCAGAUCAUACACUGAACGAGACAGUUCUUGGAGAGGACAGUUCCCUAUCCGCUGUCCACGGGCAGCAGAAACAUACACACAACAUGGUCAAGGAGCGAGACCCGCCGGCUCUGAGCCCUAGCAAAGCGGCUCCCGCCCCAAAGGCGCUGCAUGACUUGACUAACACCUCCCCGGCGCCCGAAUUCGGAAAAGCCAGUCCCAUCCGUAAUCCUUUGAAGAACGACCGCAAGAAGGAUCCGUCCUUGAGCAUGUUCAACAUUCCGAAACCAGGUCAGCCGCGUCCAGAGCAUCACCGCGAAGCAGCCCGACCUGUACAGGCACCUCCAGUCUUUCAAAUGCCUCCCCAAGCACCGCAAUAUGGCCAUCCCGCCCCUGCACCACAUAACACUGCUGGUAAUGACCGGGCCUCUUCCGGCUCUGAUGUGGUUAUGAUCCCUAGACCUGCGAAUUUUGACCCGACGUACCGCCCCCAAUACGGCGCAGCGCCAGUGCCUGUAGGGGUUCCUCGCAACCAACCAGCACAGACCAUACGACCCGCCCCUGCACCAGUGUACUCUUCCAUAAGCAAUAAUGGGUUCCAGCCGGUGAACCCCGCUGUUGGUUCUGCUUAUGCUAAGUUCUUUGGUCAACAGGGCAACUAUGUAGACUUGACCAAAACCGCAGACAAGAAAGCAGAUGACGACGAGUUCGACCCUGAUGCUGCUCUUCGCCAAGGCCAGGACCAAUUUGGCGCCGUGGACCCUUUCAUGUAUAUCGAUUCCGCUCAAGCUAAUGCGGAUAUCAAAGCUCUUCUGGAAGGCGCCUUCGAUGACGAGGAAGACAACGUGCCUCGAACUAAGGGUCGCAAGAAGAAGUCGCCAAAGAAAGACGAUGAAGAUGAGGCGGCCAAUUCCCUCGCAAAGAAGCUGCAAGCUUUGGAUGUCAAGGCGAAGGAAGAGGAGGCUGAAGCCGAAGAUGAGGAGGAGGAAGAGGACGAUUCCACCGUCGAGGGCCUUAUUGUCAAGCUACUACCUCACCAAGUGGAUGGUUUAGCAUGGAUGACCGACAAGGAGAUUGGCACUCGCAAGAAGAAUGGUGUUCUACCGAAGGGUGGAAUACUAGCUGAUGAUAUGGGCCUUGGAAAGACAAUCCAGUCUCUAGCUCUCGUUCUCUCCAAUCCCCGCCCGGACAAAGAUGCUCCGGUUGACCCGAAAUCGAAAAAUAAGAUUUUACCCGCUGUGGGCAAGGGUACUCUAGUCGUCGCUCCUUUAGCUCUCAUCAAACAAUGGGAAGCGGAAAUCUCAAGCAAGGUCGAGAAGUCUCAUCGCCUCUCUGUUUGCGUGCAUCACGGUCCCAGCCGCACCAAGGACCCAGCCAAGUUAAGAAAAUACGAUGUCGUUGUUACCACAUACAGCACGCUCUCGUCGGAGCAUGCUGGUAGCGAUGAUGCAGAUGACGGGCUCAAGACUGGUUGUUUCGGUGUCCACUGGUAUCGAGUCAUCUUGGACGAAGCACAUUCGAUCAAGAACCGGACUACCAAAAUGACAAAGGCAGCUUACGCAUUGAGGUCACACUACCGAUGGUGCUUAACGGGAACUCCUAUGCAGAAUAACCUUGACGAGCUCCAGAGCCUUAUCAAAUUCCUUCGCAUCAAGCCAUACGAAGACCUCCGACAAUGGAAGGACCAAAUCACUGGACCUAUGAAGAAUGGCCGUGGUGGUAUUGCGAUGAAGCGCCUAGGAUUCUUUUUGAAGGCAUUCAUGAAGCGUAGGACCAAGGACGUCUUGAAGAAAGAGGGUGCACUGAAUCCUGGGGGCAAAGUCAAGGACGGCGCCGCGUCUAGUGGCUUUAAGAUUGUUGACCGCAACAUUGAGACGGUGGUGGGGCACUUUACUCCAGAAGAAAGACUAUUCUAUGAUCGUCUUGCGUCACGAGCUGAGAACCGUCUCGCAGAAAUGAUGGGUGGCGAGAAGACCGAUUAUAUUGGUGCCUUGGUUCUGCUGCUUCGCCUGCGUCAAGCUUGCAACCAUCCGAAUCUGAUCAAGAGCAAUGUUAAAGAUGACAAGGACGCUCUCACUACAGGCUCCAAAGGAAAUGCCUCAACUACCCGCAACAACGUCGACGCCGCGGACGACCUUGCGGAUCUUCUUGGUGGGCUAACUGUAGAGACGAAGAAGUGUGACGUUUGUCAGGUUCUCUUGGGGAAGUCCGCCGUUUCAAGCGGUGCGGUUCGAUGCGAUGAUUGCGAAAACGAUCUCUCAAUGACUGCCAGGCCACGAAAACACAAGCACAAAUCUCGGAAACACAAGGACAAGAAGGGUAGGCAUGCCGAUAAAGAGGAGGAGGCCAGUAGCAACCCUAAGAAGGCUGCAAGACCGCGUCGAGCCAUUCUCGAUAGUGAUGACGAGGAAGGAGAAGGGAGCUGGAUAGUUCCAGAGUCCGAACAAGAGGUCCCUGAUCUUGGAAAGGCCGGCGGCACUGACGACGAGAAUGCGGAAGGCGGAGGUGACACGCUGAACACGGUCGAUUCCGAUGAUUCUGAGACUGAUGGAUCAGAAGAAGACUCCUUCGUUGUCAAGGAUAACAAAGCCAAGAAGGUCAACAAGACUAAAGGCGUUAUCAACCUCGACUCUGAUGAUGACUCCGAUGACGUCCUGCCCGUGGUCCGAAAAAAGAACGCGAAGAAGCUCACCAGCCUUGACUCUGAUGACGAUCCGGAUGAUUCAGACGACGACUUACCCGUGGUGCGAAAGAAACUCGCGAAGAAGGCCACCACUCCUAACUCUGACGACGAGGACGUCGACUCUGAAUCAGAGCAGGACAGUGACUCUAUAUCUGACUCUAUAUCCGACUCUGAAACCGAAUCAGACUCUGAUUCAAACUCGGAUCCCGUCUAUGGUGCCUCCCACCUCACUCCUUCCACCAAGAUCCGCCACCUCCUCGAGAUCCUCGAGAAAGAGACCCCCGAACACAAAGUCAUCGUUUUCUCCCAAUUCACCUCUAUGCUCGACCUCAUCGAGCCCUUCCUCCGCCGAAACGGCUACAGCUUCACCCGCUACGACGGCAGCAUGCGCAACGACCACCGCGAAGCCAGCUUAGAAAAGCUUCGCAACGAUAAACGAACCCGAGUGCUCCUCUGCAGUCUCAAAUGCGGUAGCUUAGGCCUCAACCUAACGGCAGCCAGCAGAGUCGUCAUCCUCGAACCGUUCUGGAAUCCCUUCGUAGAAGAACAAGCCAUCGACCGCGUCCACCGCCUCAACCAAACCGUCAACGUGACCGUCUACAAACUCUCCAUCCACAACUCCGUCGAAGAGCGCAUCCUGGACCUGCAGGAAGCGAAGCGCAAACUGGCUAACGCGGCGAUCGAGGGCGGCAAAUCGGUUGCUAAGCUCGAUAUGAAGGAUAUCAUGGCGCUGUUUAGGCGCGAUGCGGAAUUCGACGCGAGGCAUGAGCGGGAGGCGCUGGAGGACCAGGGCUUGGGGGGCGGGUUGACGGGGGCCGGGGAUGCUGGGGUUGCGCAGAUGUUGAGGCGAAAGCCGGAGGGAAGGAGUGGGAGGGCGGUGGAGGAUUCGGUAUAUGGACGCCGCUAGGUGAGGCUAGGAGUGUGAGGCGUGUGGUGUAUGGCCGGUCUGGUUGUGAUAUUCAAUUGGAGUGCUGAGUGGUCACGGCGUUGUGCAUAAAGACUGGCUAUUAAGGCUUCAUGAGCCUCUUCUUCUUUUGUCGGCAUAUGCACUGGUAGAGGAAUCGUCAUUAAUUAGACAUUGUAUUCGGUACCUGCAUUGCGAUAUCUGCUCCGGUGCUAUGCCAUCAACUUGAUCGCUCACU
Molecule: messenger RNA, 4042 nt
Organism: Mytilinidion resinicola
Lineage: Eukaryota; Fungi; Ascomycota; Dothideomycetes; Mytilinidiales; Mytilinidiaceae
Exons: 4
Coding region: 1-3807 (1268 amino acids)
Cellular component (GO): cytoplasm
Molecular function (GO): ATP binding; ATP-dependent chromatin remodeler activity
Source: RefSeq, a predicted model, not a curated record